Thelazia callipaeda (thelaziosis nematode) is the source of this 516-nucleotide messenger RNA. The record is from the annotation of a GenBank genome assembly. NCBI's taxonomy places the organism in Eukaryota, Metazoa, Nematoda, Chromadorea, Rhabditida, Thelaziidae.
AUGGCUGACGAAGAGGCGCAGAUUCCAGGCAUUCUUAUUGUCCUGGCAUACUUGGAGGGCAAUUCUCUCAUGCACCUUGCCCUCCAAAAAUUCCUUGUCGAAAUUAUGGAGCAAGAACUCCUCGAGCGGUUCGCAUUUUGUGAAGUAGCCACGGAAGAAGAGGAGGAUGAGGCGUUGAAGUCGGCAUUUGCGGAGCUGACGAUAAAUGAGGAAGAGGCGGGUUGGGCCCCUCUUCCUGACGAAGAUGGCGAGUGGAUGCUCGAGGAGAAGCAUCCAGAACUUGUCGAGGAAAACUCCGCAAUGCCGACUUCCUCAAUGAAAGUCGAUGAGAACGCAGAACCUGAGCAAAGUGUGCUAGAAUUAGUCCGAAGAACUAGGACGAUAAUGAUUUCGGUUUCUGCGACAUCAGAAGCCGUAGGCGAAGAGAUGGCACCGGAGGCCUUCCGAGUUGGGACUGUGGGAGGUCUCCAAGAGCGAUUUAGACAAAAAUUAAGAGAGCCCGAGAACAACGCCUAA